Messenger RNA from Sphenostylis stenocarpa, 354 nucleotides. The record is from the annotation of a GenBank genome assembly. NCBI's taxonomy places the organism in Eukaryota, Viridiplantae, Streptophyta, Magnoliopsida, Fabales, Fabaceae.
AUGGUGAUGACGAUUUUGCUACGCACACGACGACCAGAGGAGAUGAGGGGAGAAGCAGUCUUGGAUGACAGAGCCCAAUAUCUGCAGAGAGGAGAGGGUGAAGAGUGGUUGGCAUGUUGGUGGCUGAAGCAGUGUAGUAGAGAGAAGAGGGUGAAGAGUAGGCUGGAGCAGUGUUGUGUUGGUGGCUGGAGCAGUAUUGUGUUGGUGGCUGGCAUGUUGGUGACUGAAGUAAGCAAGAUUGUGUUAGUGGCUAGAGGUUGGCAUGUUGGUCGCGAGAGCAGUGUUAUGUUGGUGGUUGGAGGCUGGCAUGUUGGUGGUUGGAGCAGGAUUGUGUUGCUGGCUGGAGCAUUAUAG